GAAGCAGCGAGGCCUCGGGAGGUGCUUUUUUCUGGGAUUCUGCGUCUCAAACUCCAGUCCUCUCAGAGACGGGUCCGCCGACAGACCGAUAGGAUGCUGAAGGCAGUGGUUCUGGUUCCUGUGCUGGUCCUGGGAUGGGCCUGGUCCAUCCAGGGGGUCCCUGUGCUGUCAGAUCCUGUUUACCCCACGCAGGAGAACUUUGACCUCUCCCGGUUCUUGGGGACGUGGCACGACGUGGCCGUGGCCAGCACCAGCCCCCACGUGCAGCAGCACCGGGCCGACGCAGCCAUCGGGAAGCUGGUGCUGCAGAGAGGCUCGGCCGCGGGCAAGCUCCAGAUGACGCGGACCGUCCUCAGACGCGGGGCGUGUAAGGAGAUCUCCGGGGACUAUGAGUUGACCUCCACACCGGGCCGCUUCUCCUACCACAGCGCCAAGUGGGGGUCGGACGUGGACGUGUACGUGGUUCACUCCAACUACAACGAGUAUGCGAUAGUGAUCAGCAUCAAGGAGAAGACCGCGGGGCAGAAGAGCACCUCGCUCAGGCUCUACAGCCGGUCAACGACAGUGAGGCCGACCGUGAUGGACGACUUCAAGACGCUGGUGAGGCAGCAGGGAAUGAGCGAAGCCGCGAUCGUCACCAAGCAGAACAAAGGCGACUGUGUCCCCGGACAGCAGGAAGCGGAACCGAGCGCGCAGCCAGAACCUCUUCAGCGGGCGAGGAGAGACGCGGCUCCGACUCUGGGUCCUGCAGACGUGGAGGGCUCUGGUGAUGACACGCCUCUGUUCAACAGCACCGUGGCCUGUACAGCGGCGCCGGACGCUGGACCCUGUUUUGGGCUGAAGCCGCGUUACUUCUACAACUCGUCGUCCAUGACAUGUGAGCUCUUUAACUACGGAGGCUGCCUGGGCAACCAGAACAACUUCGAGAACGAGAGGGAGUGUCUGCAGCGGUGUCGGACCGAGGCCGUGUGCCGUCUGCCCAUGGCGGCCCAGCCCUGCGCCGGCCAGCCGCCCAUCUGGGCCUUCGACUCCUCUCUGGGCCUGUGUCUGUCCUACAAACCGGGCUUCUGCCAGGCCAACGGCAACAAGUUCUACAGCAAGGCCGAGUGCGAGGAGUACUGCGGCGUGGAAAAAGACGAAGAGGAGCUGCUGAAGACAAACUGAGUGGAUGCGGAGGCGCUCGUCUGAGCAUCAACUUUUUAUUUCAUCAAUAAACAUCUCAUUGGUUUGGCUUGAAAUUUGUGUUCAUUGAAUGGUUAUUGUUAGUUAUGCUGCCACAAAAUGAAAACCCUCUUCCUUUACUCUCAAGUGAAGCUAUAAUACAAAACAAUAAAUGUAUUUGUAGUGCUA
Molecule: messenger RNA, 1350 nt
Organism: Betta splendens (Siamese fighting fish)
Lineage: Eukaryota; Metazoa; Chordata; Actinopteri; Anabantiformes; Osphronemidae
Product: protein AMBP-like
Exons: 10
Coding region: 94-1164 (356 amino acids)
Cellular component (GO): cell surface; plasma membrane
Molecular function (GO): serine-type endopeptidase inhibitor activity
Source: RefSeq, a predicted model, not a curated record